Orussus abietinus is the source of this 1422-nucleotide messenger RNA. It is a transcript of the gene hoip, whose product is annotated as NHP2-like protein 1. Gene Ontology annotation, cellular component: precatalytic spliceosome; nucleolus; U4/U6 x U5 tri-snRNP complex. Gene Ontology annotation, molecular function: RNA binding. The record is from RefSeq and is a predicted model, not a curated record. Bases 716 to 1099 code for a protein of 127 amino acids. The transcript has 2 exons. Lineage: Eukaryota; Metazoa; Arthropoda; Insecta; Hymenoptera; Orussidae. Gene Ontology annotation, biological process: maturation of SSU-rRNA; ribosome biogenesis; mRNA splicing, via spliceosome.
AAUUAUUUACAGCUCUUAGAUCUUAUUAACGAUUUACCUUCAUACAGGGUUCUGAACGGGGAUUAUAUUUAUAUUACAUCUGUUUGUGUGCAUUUUAUGCCUUUUGCAUUGGGAAUUAAGCGAGUUAUUAUAUGCAUUGUAUAUUUGUAAUCAGAGGAGUAUAGUGCGUCCUUCUCAGAUUCAUGGUUGGAAGGGGGGAGAGAGAGAGACCGCAUGGUCUCUCGGGGGGUUCGGAUAGUAAAGCGAUGAGGCAGGCAUGGCACUUCUUUAUCGGUCGAGUUAGUUGCUUUUCUCAGUAGUUCAUAUAUCUGUGGCAAUGUAGAGGGCUGGUUGUAUUUUUUACGGAUGGAUAUCUCUAUCGCUGAUAAACUGCGCUAAGUACAGAUAUUCUACUUAGAGUGUAAUGACGCUGAUAAUUGCUUUACUUGGUAGUAAAAUCGGGAAUAAAACAGGGUUAGAUCGUAUUUUUAACGCAGUGGUGGCGCCAUCUUUGAAGGCGUGUCGGAAUUAGUUUAGAUUUGCUUGGAAGACCUGACCGGCAAAACGGCGUGAAAUAGCGUGAAAUGUAACGAAGGGAAGAAGUAAUACGUUUUGUAAACGAAAAACCGUGGAAUCGUUGUUGGUGCUUGCCGGAUCAAUUAGAAAACUGAGAAGAGAACAGACUGCGGUCUUUAGUCGCCGUAGAGGUUAUCGACGAACAGUUGUGGUAGACAAAAUGACUGACGAGGUGAAUCCCAAAGCCUAUCCAUUGGCUGACGCAGCACUGACGGCAAAGAUCCUAAAUCUGGUACAGCAAGCGAUGAACUACAAGCAACUGCGCAGAGGAGCCAAUGAAGCAACCAAAGCUUUGUCACGAGGUGUUUCGGAAUUCAUUGUACUUGCAUGCGAUGCGAUACCAAUGGAGAUUGUACUUCACAUUCCAUUGUUAUGCGAAGAUAAAAAUGUACCAUAUGUAUUCGUGCGAAGUAAACAGGCCCUAGGACGUGCCUGCGGUGUUGGCAGGGCAGUAAUUGCUUGUGCGAUAACCGUCAAUGAGGGGUCUCAACUUAAACCACAAAUUCAAGCUAUUCAACAAGAGAUCGAGCGUCUCUUAGUGUAAAUCUUAAAUUUGACAAUGUAUUACACAAAACUUCUCACGAGCACUGAAAUUAUACAUCGUUCGACUGUUUUCAUCUUUUUGUUUAUAAUGUACAGAACAUUCGAGGUGUGUAAAAUAUUAGAUCAUAAGUGUAUAACUGAAUUCCCUUUUGUAGGUUAUAGUUUUAUAUUGUACAAUGAAUUGCUGCGCUUCCUAGCACACUUCCCCUUGAGAAAGACUUUGUACGGCAAUGAAUUAACUGUAACGAUAAAGUACUCUGUGCCACUCUUGUAUUUCUUGAUGCAGUUAAACAGGCAAAUAAAAAGGAUCACUCUUUUCACUUA